CUAAAUCUUAAACUUGAGGCUGCAGCCCCAAACAACCACAGUUCUCUCCGUAGUCCACAGUUCAAUUGAGUUGGUGGAAACUAAAACACUUCAACGAGCUGAAAUUUGCGGGAAACUAACUCAUACCAAAUACAACGAAUACCCUAGUAUCCAAGUCUAGAAUUGCAGUUCUGAAAUCCCUCAUCUAAUUGCAAAGAGCCCAAUUGAUUACUCAGCUAAGACUCCCAAAACUGGGUUCCUACGAUUCUGAAGUAAGAGUUAAUAGGCGAAAGGUUAAUCGAAGCCGGAGCUUGGAAGGAGAAAACGGACCUGCCAAACUCGCUGGAGGCGCUUCUUGGCGUUGGCCUUACGAGAGGGGGUGAGUUUGAUUCUCUUCCAGACGAGUCCUCCCGAGUCGUGCUUCUUCACUAUCUCCAACACUCUCGUCGCCCAAAAUGCUCCGCCUGACAUCUCUCUCUGUGCCGCCGGCGCCGCCGCUAGUUCUUCCUUCGUCCGCGCGCUGCUAAUUCGUCUUCGUCUCUGCGCUCCCGGCCAGCCAAAAGAGUUCGAGUGUCAGCUCCGUGUUUCUUCUGCUGGACCUAUCUUUGGGUAAUGGAAGCAAAGCCCAAUUUGCGUAUUUGUCAAUUUGUACAUUACAUAAGCCUAGGCUCAAAAUUUAAAUCAGCCCAGUCCGCUGGCUGAUUUGGCAGACCAACUAAACUUAAUGCUCUAUUAUUGACCACUAAGGGGUCGUUUGGACGAGGAAUUCUAAUGGAUCAAUCUGACACAAUUGUCUCGUUUUGAGUCAAUUAUUUUAGAUUGAUCCGUUUGACAGCAGAAAAUUUGGAUGAAGCAAUUUGGCCUGGGGAAUUCUGAAUUGACUCAUUUUGAGCCAAUUACAAUUGUCUGGGGUGGGGCAGGUAAUCUGAAUUGACUCGUUUAAAAUGACUCGUUUUGUAAAAUAAAACAAUUGGUUAAAUUGUCUCGUUUUACAAUUGAUCCAUCCAAACGACGCCUAAGCUAACUUUAUCGUGAUCAUGUGCUCAAAGGUUGUAUUCAUUUGGAACUUGGAGUGGUGUUCAAUUUGUAAAUAAUGGUCUAUUUCUUCGUAGGACAUUCACCAGAGAGUUAGAUUCUAUAAUUAACAGUAGGCAUUAUGCUCUCUGAUUCGGGGAUAAAAUAAUUUAUAAGAAAAGAAAAUAAUUAUAUUCUCUUGUUUAUUUAGAUUACGUUAACAAGGCUGAUUCCAGAUACUUUAUGAGUUCUAUAUGUUACUAUAAUCAUUCAAUCAACACUCACACACCCACUCGAUCCAAUUCAUGACUCCAAUAUUCCACCUAAUACUUGAGUAAGAUAGUUGAAUGAUAUGGAUGCGUAGCUAGUUGAUUGGACAAUUGAGAUUAACAUAUCACGUAUACUUAUAAGUUGCAUCGCAACAAUCACAUGGUUGGUAUGUGUUUGUAAGUAUCACCGUCAAUGAGAUAAGGAGCUCGUCUUACUUAUUAGACUAACCCCAAAAUAUAACAUCCCAGACAAACUAACAAUUAUAAUCUUAAAAGUAAAUUAAAAAACUCGUCCCAUAAUAAGGUUGUAACCAUCGUGACAUCCCAUAUUUAACUUACAAGUUACAACAACAAAAACAAACUAACCAAAUAUGGCCUUAACAUGAACAAAAAUUCGAACCUAACUCAUUCAAUAUGCCCUAAAAAAAUUGAUACCUUAUCUCGGCUCUUGAUUUGUUCUGCCCCCUCCUUAAUCUUCUUCUCCAUAUAAUUAUAAAUUAAUUACUGUUUUGGGGUUAAUGUUUACAUCUCCAUGGGUUGUGGCGCUUCCAAGUUCGACGCCCACGAAGGUGCGGCGGCGGGAGCGCAACAAACCCACCACCACGACGUCGAUUCCCCUCAUCCGCCGCCGGCCGCCACCGAUGAGGGAGCUGGAGAUGCCGGAGCAAGGAAGAGCAGCGUAACGUCUGCCAGUAGGUUACGAGGGCUGAGGAAGAUCAAGGAGGAGGUGCAUGCUAUUAGAAGACAUCAUCAUCAUCAUCAUCAUCAUCAUCAUGAGGUUGAUAAGCUGUUGUUGCCGCCACCGCCACCGGCUAAGGACGGCGGGAGGAUGGUGGUGGUUGUGAAGAAGGCAGCGGCAGGGGAGGUAGGGAAGGAUGAAUGCGGCGGCGGCGGUAGAGGAGGAGGAGAAGGGCAUAGGGAAGAUAGCAUUAUGGUUUCUCUUGGGUCACCGAGUUUCCGGGUUUACUGUGUUGAUGAUGACUUGUUGCCUCAUAAAGUGGUGGAUGAUCAUCAUCAUCGUGAUUCUCAACCUCGUGAUGAUCAUGAAGUUAACAUGGACGAUGAAGAAAAGGAAAACAAAGUACCAGUAGAGGACGGAUCAAAUAAGGGAGAAGAAGGGAAAAGGAAUAAGAAGGGGAAGAGAGGAAGGGGGAUAAUGAGUGUGUUGCCAAGAGGGGGAGGAUCAGGUGGGAUGAGACACAUUCUUCAUCCACAUCGUUUAGGCAACCAUUCUAAUCAACCACAUUAAUCCUAAUUAUGCAUUGCUCGAUGAAGAAUUAAUUAAUUAUUAUGAAAUCCCAUAUGUAUCCUCCUCCUAUUUCUUCAGGGAAGCAAUUUUAUGAGACAUUUGUAACCUCGUUUUGAUCAGCUGCUUUGUAUACUACUAUGUCGUUUGCGGUUUUGAUGUUUUAAAUCAAAUUCAAACUUAUAUGUGAAAGAGAUAAAAGUAAAAGAAACAUAAAGCGUGAAAAUAAGUUUGAUUUUAUGUAUAUGGCUUUUAAUUUUUUUUUAUUCUUUCAUCGUAUUAAUAUAAAUCAAAAGUUCAUUAACAACAUCGAUUGUGGCUAAUCUUGGUCCGAAUGUAAUACUAUAAAAUUGUAUAGAGUUUGUGACCAAAUCCUCUCGUAAGAAACUCCAUUCAAAUCUUUCUAUCAACAUUCCAUCAAUUCUAUUAAUCCAAGACCCCAUCGAUAGCUUGAGGCUCACGAAAUAACAUCAAUGACCUAAUCAUUUGUUUUCGUCCUUGACCCAAAGUCAAUCUCCAGAUCCAAAACCCUACAUAUAUAAUUGCACAUCCCCUCCACCAAACCGUCAAGCUUGCCCUCAAUUCAAUUUUGGCAAUCCAUGCCACUACCUUUGAACCAUAUACUUGACUGUUGGAUUGAAAGAAGCUUUUUCUUUCCUACACGAUAUCUCAUUCCUAAGUCUUACUAACAAAAGGAAAAGAAUAGGUGUCGAUGAAGUUCAAGUCACAUCCCAAAUGAAUCCCACAAUAUUAAAAGUAGGAUGGUCAAACAUAGACAUGAUCGUAAACCUAAGAUUAAUCAACCAUGAUUAAUUAGCAUCCCUUUCGGAAGAAUAAUCUCAAUUUCCAUGCCGUGUUUGGGAGUUUAAGGAUCAACUAUUAAAAAUGCGGCUUAAUUAUAUGAAUUUUGGUCUAUUUACAUUUUAAUCAUCGAUCCGAAAGUGCAAUUUUCAUUGAAACUAAACCCUAUAUGUUCCGCCUUCUGGUUCAAGUUACAUGCACCUCUCUUGUUGACCCUUUCAUGUAUUUAAUUACAUACGGGGCCAAAAUAUCACCAGUAAUCGUAUAUAACAUAGGUUCAAUUUUAUUUUUUUUAUCGUUGGACUCUAGUUGUACCAUAAGUUGCUAGUACGAGAGAGAUAUUUCAUAUUCAAAUCAUAAUAAUAGUUGAAUUAUGUAGAAGUGCAUUAUUAUAUAAUCAAUUCUAUGAAAAAAUAUUGAUUCAUAUACACGAUAUAGUACAAACACAUGUAUUAUACGUGUGGUCCUACGGUGAGCAUUGCUUUUGAACUCAUGACUCGAAUUUGAGCGUUGAUGUUGGGGAGGGAUCAUCUUGUAUAUCAAUCCUUACUAUUGACCUGACCCUAAGAAUUCCAGUGUCGCUAUAAUGGAGAACAAAACACAACAUGUUAGGGGCACAAGACAUAUUAUUCACAUUCCUUGAAACCUCCCACCAUGAUGGAUGCGAUGAUCAUAUUGUGGUCGAACUUUAUCUUGACUUGAACGAAGUUUCUCGUUGUAUAACUUAAUAUCCAAUGAAUUAUGAAGAGUGUGGAUGAAUUUACUAAUUUUUAUAUGAGUGGUAUAUGUUUGGUUUUUAAGUAGACACUCUUCAAAUCUAGGAUCUUCAAGUUCAAGACUUAUUGUAUUACCACUGGAACAGACUUGUAUUAACGUAGAGUAUUGAAUUUCUUGUGGUGAGCUAUGAAUCGUGUUUUGCCUCUUCAAAUAGGAUGAAUGUUCCCCACAUACAUACAACUCUUCACUUGCAAGUUAUAAUAUAAACUUGGUUAAUACCUACUUGCAAAAUUGGAAGAAAUUCCGUGGCACCUCAUCCAAAGUUUGCAUUAUCACUUAAUUAUGCUUCCUCUCUAAUUAAUUAAGUUGUCCUAA
Linum trigynum is the source of this 4401-nucleotide messenger RNA. The record is from the annotation of a GenBank genome assembly. NCBI's taxonomy places the organism in Eukaryota, Viridiplantae, Streptophyta, Magnoliopsida, Malpighiales, Linaceae.